Acyrthosiphon pisum (pea aphid) is the source of this 3694-nucleotide messenger RNA. RefSeq lists its product as uncharacterized. The record is from RefSeq and is a predicted model, not a curated record. NCBI's taxonomy places the organism in Eukaryota, Metazoa, Arthropoda, Insecta, Hemiptera, Aphididae. Bases 134 to 3619 code for a protein of 1161 amino acids. The transcript is spliced from 26 exons.
ACAUUGAUUGAUUUUGCAGUUUGUAUAAAAUAAAUAUUUGCUAAAGUUUUCGACUAUAAAUAAGGGGUACUAACACACCUAGAAUCAACUUUCAGUUCGUCUUGUUGGGAACCGGUCAAAGGCAACUAACAGGAUGAGGUCUGUACUGAUUCUUUGCGUUAUUAUUGCUGCUGCUGUGGCAUGCCCAGUAUCAAAAACAAAAGAUUGCUCUUGCGGUCUGCCUAAAAUAUGUCCUUCAACGUGGAAAAUUAAGACAUUUGAUUCCCAAUGCGAAACAUUAGCAUUCCAAGGAACAUGGUUUUUACAAAUGGCAACACCAACAUACAUUGACCAGCAAAACCCAUUAAAAACCGGGCUGUUCUGUAACAGUUAUCCUUGUACCAACAAUCAACUGAUAUUUAAGGAUACCACACCAUGUGAUGAUACCGAUUACAACACUGAAUACGAAGUGAUUGAUUCGUCAUACAAUAUCUAUACCCAAUGUACAGAAACCCAAAUAGCAUUAUUAUGCCCAGCGUAUGGCAGUUCCAGCAAAUAUGCAAUCUUUAAUGUCGGUUCAGAAAAAUAUUAUACAAACCCAAUUGCCGAAAAAUAUCCAUUUGUUGACAAGGAUUUAUUCAGACAUAAGAUCGGCCAGGGUAGCUGUGAGAGAGAAUACACAGUCGCUGUAAUCGGUGCUGAUGACUGUUGGAAAGAGUAUAUGGUGUUAGUCGUUAUUAACCAGUAUGACAACUUCUUUGGCGGAGAUGAGUAUAUUACUUGGGUAUUGACAAGAGAUGUUAACCCUGAUUGGAGUACUUAUGAUAAAGCAUACAAUGAUAUUAAGGGAAGUGGUCUCUGCCCUAACUAUUUGGUAAGUGUUGAUCAUUCGUUUGAAUCAAUGACAGGACCUUCAAUGGCAGUACCUUCAAUGGCACCAAGUGUGGCAGUACCUUCAAUGGCACCAACUAUGCCUGGUGAUGUCGAUAGUAUGGUACAAAAAACGUCUGUCUCUACAACAUCAGCAACAAAAUCAAUUAGUACCGACUGUGGUAGUACUGUAACUUCAUCAUCCACUUCAACAACUACGACAUCGACUGUGAUAAUUGAUAAAAGCUCAGAUUUCUCUAGUAUUUAUGACAUCGGACCGUGUGAUUUAUACAGUCCAUACGAGGGUCUCCAAAUCUACAAAAACCUGGAUAAAGAAACAAUUAGACGUGCCUUUUCUGGAAAUUAUUACAUGACCCAAGCUACACCUUGUUCGUUUUACGAUACCCCCAAAUCAAAAGUAGGAUUAUUAAAUACGUGUUUCCCUGCAUGCGGUAUGCAACUCUGUUUUGAUGAUGCAUCAAUUGACGAUUGGGAUUGCAAUACUCCUCGUAUGGUUAUGGAUCGUGGUUACAAUAUGAGGACCGGUGAAGUGCAUAUGACGAGAAGCUAUAUUUCUUCAGCCUAUUCUGACGACCAUCCAUUUGGUACUGUCACGUAUGCAUUCCAUUCUGAGGGAUAUUAUGAUGUACCAAUUGAUGAAACAGAUUGCCUACCAUUAGAUGGAUUGAUUUGCAAACCACCCUCAGAUAUAUACAAGAACCAAAUCAUAGCAAAUAUUAUUGGAUACAAAGACAAUGAUUACUUAAUGUUUUGCAUUGCAAACCGAUACAAGAACCCGCUCUUUCCAAAAAAGCAAGUACCUCUAGUCUAUUGUUAUACCAGAGAAAGAAUACCAAGUCAGGAUACUAUGAAUAGUAUCACACAAGAAAUGUUGCGUUGUGGACUUAACCCAAAUUACUUGAUGAAAAUUGAUCAGUCGAAAACAAUUGAGGAAGUAUUUACGUUUGAUAAAACUUAUUAUGAAUCAACAGUGACCAGUACAUCUACGACCAAAAGUGUGGUUUCCACACGUGGACUCAGCAUUGGAAGCUCUCCCCUUCAAGGAUUACCUUCAAUAUGUCCACCAGACUGGAACGUUAAAACUUUUGACAAUCAAUACGCUACCAUUGCAUUCCAAGGAAUAUGGAAUGUACAAAUGACUACACCAACAUAUAUAAAUGGAAACAACCCAUUAAAAACCGGGCUAUUCUGUAACAGUUAUCCUUGUACCAACAAUCAACUGAUAUUUAAGGAUACCACACCAUGUGAUGAUACCGAUUACAACACUGAAUAUGAAAUGACUGAUUCAUCAUACAAUCUCUAUACCCAGUGCACAGAAACCCAAAAAGCAUUAUUAUGCCCAGCGUAUGGCAGUUGCAGCCAAUAUGCAAUCUUUAACGUCGGUUCAGAAAAAUAUUAUAAUACUGCGAUCAUCGAAAAAUAUCCAUUUAUUGACAAGGAUUUAUUCAGGCAUAAGAUUGUCCAGGGUACCUGUGAGAGAGAAUACACAGUCGCUGUAAUCGGUGCUGAUGACUGUUGGGAAGAGUAUAUGGUGUUAGCUGUUAUCAACCAGUAUGAUAACGUAUUUGGCGGAAAUAAGUAUAUUAUUUGGGUAGUGACGAGAGAUGCUAACCCUAAAUGGAGUACUUAUAAGAAAGCAUACGAAGACAUUGAGAGAAGUGGUCUCUGCCCUAACUAUUUGGUAAGUGUUGAUCAUUCGUUGGAAUCAAUGACAGGACCUUCAAUGGCACCAAGUGUGGCAGUACCUUCAAUUGCACCAACUAUGCCUGGUGAUGUUGAUAGCAUGGUACAAAAAACAUCUGUCUCUACAACAUCAGCAACAAAAUCAAUUAGUACCGACUGCGGUAGUACUGUAACUUCGUCAUCCACUUCAACAACUACGACAUCGACUGUGAUAAUUGAUAAAAGCUCAGAUUUCUCUAGCCUGUAUGAGCUCGGACAGUGUGAUUUAUACAAAGAUAUCCAAAUCUACAAAAACCUGGAUAAAGAAACAAUUAGACGUGCCUUGUCUGGAAAAUAUUACAUGACCCAAGCUACACCUUGUUCGUAUUACAAUAGCCCAAAUUCGAGAGUCGGUAUUUUAAAUACGUGUUUCCCUGCAUGCGGUAUGCAACUCUGUUUUGAUGAUACGUCAAUUGAUGAUUGGGAUUGCAAUACUCCUCGUAUGGUUAUGGAUCGUGGUUACGAUAUGAGGACCGGUGAAGUGCAAUUGACGAGAAGUUAUAUUUCUUCAGUCUAUUCUGACGACCAUCCAUUUGGUACUGUCACGUAUGCAUUCCAUUCUGAAGGAUAUUAUGAGGGACCAAUUGAUGAAAUGGAUUGUCUACCAUUAGAUGGAAUGAUUUGCAAACCACCCUCAGAUAUAUACAAGAACCAAAUCAUAGCAAGUAUUAUUGGAUACAAAGACAAUGAUUACUUAAUAUUUUGCAUUGCAAACAAAUACAAGAACCCGCUCUUUAGUUCGACACCAGUAAACCAAGUCAUUGCUUAUACAAGGGAGAGAGUUCCAAGCAAGGAAACUAUAAAAUCUAUGACUCAAGAAUUAUUGCAAUGUGGUUAUAAUCCAAAUUAUUUGAUCAAAAUAGAUCAGACUAUGUAUAUGGAUGAUGAUUACGUAUUUGAAAGUUCAUAUUAUGAAUCACAAACUUCAUGUUGGAGUAGUAGUAGCAGUAGUUGUAGUAGCAGCACGAGUAGUUCAACUACUAUUUCAUCUUCGUCGAGUUCGUCUGUUAGCAUUUCGUGUGAUUAAUUCAUUUAAAACAAUAUAAUAUAAUAUGUCAUUACAGUCAGUUUAAUAAAUAAAUAAAAAUAUCAUGCAUUAUUA